Molecule: messenger RNA, 7343 nt
Organism: Xenopus tropicalis (tropical clawed frog)
Lineage: Eukaryota; Metazoa; Chordata; Amphibia; Anura; Pipidae
Gene: nfx1
Product: nuclear transcription factor, X-box binding 1
Exons: 25
Coding region: 219-3674 (1151 amino acids)
Biological process (GO): negative regulation of transcription by RNA polymerase II; regulation of DNA-templated transcription
Cellular component (GO): nucleus
Molecular function (GO): nucleic acid binding; DNA-binding transcription factor activity; zinc ion binding
Source: RefSeq, a predicted model, not a curated record
UAGCAGGAAAACACUCCCCCUGUGACAUCACUCACCCUCCCACAUCUUGGUCACAUGACUUGUGACUUCACAACCUCCUUUAAGCCUCUCCAUUCUAGCCCUUACCGGUGUUUCUGUGCUGGGGAACAUCCGCUGGCCUUCGGUGCUUAACUCCUGGGAUACACGUGAGCUGUUGAGUAACCUGGGUAGAUACAACAGGGAAUCCUCAGCUUAUCAACAUGGCUGAGGGUCAGCCUUCAGGUCAACCAAAAUAUAACCCUGAUGCAACUGACUUUAUCCCCAGAGAGAGACAAAGUGCCAACCCAAAUUGGAGAAGUCAUAUAAGAUCAGAAAUUAACAGAAACUGGAACAGACAAAGCAAUCUUCCAACUUCUUACCAAAGCCAUUCUUCAAGGGAGACAAACCAUGACUCUCCAGUACAAAAACUUCACCCAUACACCAGCUCAAGCAAGGCUAGUGAAAGAACUCAACAGGGUUCUCCAGAUACCAGCUCCGUCAAGCCUGUGAAGAACCACAGUUUUCAGAACCAGAGAUGGCAAAGGUCAAGAAGCGAAAGGUCACAUACUAGAAAUCACCCAAGACAGCCACUUUCUGAUGCAUCUAUAAGGCCCUUUGGUGCCAGCACACCACUUGGGGACUGGCGCGUAAGAACAAGAGAACCAAGUGAUUUGUGUUCAUCUGAAAGUGAAAAGGAGGUUGGUAGUGCAGACAGCAGAGGAGCUAAACCAAAAAGAUUGACACAUGUUUCAGGAGGCUCUCUAAGGGGCCCCAGAGACCGAAUAAGACAUUCAUAUGACAGAGAGAAAAGGUUGACUCCAAAACAAAAAGUAGAAGAUAUGUUUGAAAACAUCCCGCCCCAGGAUGGGGGAAAAUCGGUAUCCUCUAAGGAGGAGAUUUUCAAGACAAGGCUAGAAAGCCAUGAUGGUGCUGUAGGAAGUGAAAAAAAAAAAAGGCCACAGUGCUCUUCGAAGAAGGCUCAGCAUGAACUUUUGGAUUGGAACAAUCCAAGAAAUGAGAAAGCAGUCAAGCCACUUGAACCACAUGGCAGCAAAACGUCUCAACAUGAAAAUACUCCAGCUGCAGCUUUUACAUCAAAAGAAAAGAAAACUUAUAGGGUAAAAGAGUCCUGUGUUUCAAAUAUAUGCCAAGAGCCAAAGCAUCAUGUUCACCGCUGGGGCUCUGAUGGUGACAAACAUUCAGGAAGAAAACAGCAUUCCCAAACUCAGGACCAUAUGACUAAAAAGUCUAUGCAGCAAGGGUGGAGUAGGCCAUGGAAUAAGAAUGAAGUACCAAAGAAUAAGGAGACACACACAAGCUCUCUGAUUGAACAGCUGACCGCAGAGAAAUAUGAAUGCAUGGUCUGCUGUGAGGUGGUACGUGUUAUGGCCCCGGUGUGGAGCUGUCAGAGCUGCUACCAUGUUUUCCACCUUAACUGUAUCAAGAAGUGGGCCCGGUCCCCUGCAUCACAAGCAGAAGGUCACAAAUUGCCCACAAGUGUCAUUGAUGGAAAUAGCGGAUGGCGAUGUCCUGCAUGUCAGAAUGUCUCCUCUCGUGCCCCUAAUAGCUAUACCUGCUUUUGCAGCAAAGUGAACAACCCUGAAUGGAACAGAAACGAGAUUCCCCACAGCUGUGGUGAGCUCUGUGGGAAGAAGCGCUCAGGCCUGGAUUGUCCUCACCUCUGCAAUAUUCUCUGUCACCCUGGACCAUGCCCAUCGUGCCCAGCAUUUGUGACAAAAUCUUGUCAGUGUGGAAAAACAAGUCAGUCUGUACGCUGUGGGCAGUCUACCACCUUUCACUGCACAAAUGUUUGUGGGAACCUGUUAAACUGUGCGGAACACAGCUGCACUCAUGUGUGUCAUGCAGGAGAAUGCCAAUCAUGUCAGCAAAUUAUACAUCAAGCCUGCUAUUGUGGUGGAAGCUCUCGUGAUGUUCUUUGUGGAACUGACAAAGAUAACUAUGAUGGCUUUGGCAAUUUCUCCUGUCAAAAGCAAUGUGGCAAGAAAUUAAAUUGUGGAAAGCAUGGCUGUACUGAAGUUUGUCAUCCUCAGCCUUGCCAACCAUGUCCAAGGCUUCCUCAGGUUGUGCGAUUCUGUCCCUGUGGGCAAACUCCCUUGAGCAAACUAUUGGAACUUGGAUGCAUAGAUCGAAAAAUCUGCACUGACCCUAUUCCUUCUUGUGGAAAGACCUGUGGAAAGCCUCUACCUUGUGGCUCUCAUGACUUUAUCCAUACCUGUGAAAAUCUUUGUCAUGAAGGAGAUUGUGGACUCUGCUCUCGUACGUCUAAUAUAGCUUGCCGAUGCAGCUUUAAAACAAAGGAGGUUCCAUGCUCUCUGCUACAGAACAAAGGGGAUUUUACUUUUGUAUGUGACAAGAGAUGCAACAAAAAACGUCAGUGUGGUCGGCAUAAGUGUAAUGAAAUUUGCUGUGUGGACACAGAUCACAAGUGCUCCUUAAUUUGUGGACAUAAAUUAAAUUGUGGCCUUCACAGAUGCGAUGAACCUUGUCAUCGUGGAAACUGUCCAAAUUGUUGGCAAACAAGCUUUGAUGAGCUUACGUGUUACUGUGGAGAAGCUGUGAUCUUUCCUCCUAUCGCUUGUGGAACACGACCUCCGGAGUGUAAGAAACCCUGCACUCGGCAGCAUGAGUGUGAUCAUCCAGUUUUUCAUUCAUGUCAUAGUGAGGAGAAAUGUCCCCCAUGCACAUAUCUUACUCAAAAAUGGUGUAUGGGAAAACAUGAGCUUAGGAACAAUAUUCCAUGUCAUCUUAGUGACAUUUCAUGUGGUCUGCGCUGCAAUCAACUUUUAAAAUGCGACAUGCAUAAAUGUAAACGCAUCUGCCACAAGGGGGAGUGCUUGAUAAAUGAAGACUGUAAACAGCCAUGUGAUUUGCAGAGACCUGACUGUGGUCAUCCAUGUAUGACCCCUUGCCACCCUGCUGAGCCCUGCCCACCCUCUGUUUGCAAUGCAAAGGUAGAUUUACAGUGUGAAUGUGGACGAAGAAAAGAGAGUGUAGUGUGCUCUGUGGCGUCCUCUGUUUAUCAAAGGAUCACAGCUAUAACCAUGGCUACAAAACUUACAGAAAUGCAGCUUGGAGAUUCUGUGGAUAUUGCAAGAUUUGUCACAAAAAAAGAAAUGAAGCAAACAAGGCUGCAGUGUGAUGAGGAGUGCAUGGCUUUGGAAAGGAACAGACGUUUGGCAGAGGCUUUGAAUAUUUCAGAAAAUUCAGAUCCUUUUAAUACACGAUCUGGGUCAAAAUAUACUGACAGCUUAAAAGAGGAUGCCAGGAAAGACCUAAAGUUUGUCUCUGAGAUUGAAAAAGAAAUUAAAGCUCUUGUGGAUGCAGUCAACAAGGGGAAGCAAACCAAAAAAAGUCACUGUUUCCCGCCAAUGAACAGAGACCAUAGGAAACUUAUCCAUGAUUUAGCUGAGGUUUACUGUGUAGAAAGUGUGAGCUAUGACAGUGAGCCGAAACGCAAUGUUGUAAUCACAGCUAUCAAAGGAAAAUCUAUGUGCCCUAAUGUUGCCCUUAUGACUGUGUUGGAAAGGGAGAUUCAAGCAAGGCCACCACCACCCAUUGCACAUCAUAGGCACCAGAAUGAAAGAAGCAACGGUAAUUAUGUAAGAAGACUUUCAAGAGAUGAACCAUCAAUAGACUACUUUGAUGUUCAAGACUAACAGAUGCUUUACACUAUUUGAGACUUAAGAAUGUUCCGGCGAAGAUUUCCGCUGAAGAUUUUCACAUUAUGCUUUAGUCAGCUGUACUGUGUGACACUGAAAUGAAGCACUGGCAGAACUGUUUAAGUGGAAAAAUUAUUGGUAAAAGUAAAAAUUAAACCAUUUUCAGAAUGUCCUUUUCAUGUAUUUUUAGAAAGGAGAAUUCCAGUAGUAAGAUUUGUUUUGUUGUUGUUCUGACUAUUCAGUCUCCUAAAAAGUUUUGGGAGACUCCUAAGAUGUCUAAAUGGGGUUUAACAUCCAGUGAAUGUAGGUGUUUCAUUCUUCUUCUUAAAUAACCAUGUUGUUUCUUCUUUCCAGUUUGUAUCUUCACAUACUCAAAAAUGAAAGCCUGUGACUGUGAUGUUCACAUUAGUGUCCCACAAUGCCCUCCUAAUUCUUUCAGCUUCACAAUCAAAAUUAUGUAUAAUUUAAUCUUUCAUUCUAAACCACAAUCCAUUUUUAAGAUCAGUUCCCUAUCAAAUAAACCUGUAACCAAACCAUUGUUGUUUUUCUAAAAUACAGAUAUAGUCACUGCAAAACAGAGGAGCAAAAAAGACAAAGGGCUUUUUAUAUCCUUUUGGAAUUAAAUAGUUCAUGGCUUUGAAGAAGGGAGUUUGCCUUACUUUUUUGCUGCAUAGAAUAAAGGGAAAACUUAUUUUCAGUAUAAUUUUGAUAAGUAUAUUUUCCAUAAAGUAAAAUACUUAUAUAUAGAUAUAUAUAUACGUUAAACACAGGCAUAACACAGAACUUCUAGAAUUUGCCGCCUGCUUUGGACUAUUGCUUUUAGAUAGGCAAGGGAUUUUACAUCUUCCUGCAUCACUGUUUAACCCUGAUUUUAUUGUUGCUUGAGGGUUUAGAAAUAAUUUCUACUAUUUAAGAAAAGGAGUCACCUAUGUUUAUAUUUUCAUACUUAUAGUAAAGAUUAGUGUUUCUGAACAUAAUUUCCAACACAUAUAUUUUUAGUUAUUGAUAAAGGGUCACUAAAGAUUUUAAAUUUCCAAUAACAGCCUUUGUCUCAAGAAUGCAUGGUCUAACAGGCCAUGCAUUCUAGUGUGACAUCAUUGGAGCAUAGUCAGCCAAACAGGGACUUCUGGUAUUCGGUUGGUUUUAUCAUAACCUGUACAUAAAUAUACCAACAUAGUUAUUUUGUACUAAGCACUGGUUUGCAGGAAAAUGUGAAGCUAUGUGUAUCAGGCAGGAGCUAAGCAACAGACAGAAAGGUUGCUUAUCAUUAGGUUUCCAGUAUUGCACACUGUGGAUAUUGGUAGACUUGUGACUUGUUUUUCAGCCAGCUGAAUCACAUAGCACUCAAGUUACAGGAGUUUCAAUACCCUACAACCCAUAUAAGCGAUUGGUUACAUUGAUGUCAGGUGACAUUAUGUAUAGGGGUUCAUUAUGUCUGCAAUUGCAGUUGCAAUACCUGCAAUUUUCCUAAAGUUAGUUGCAUGUAAAAGCACUUUACUUACAUCAAAAUGCACUGUUUGCACUUCCAUAUAGUUUGACUCAGCCCCGCGCAGUCCUUUCUGCCUUCUGUUCUGAAUCAGGAAUCACUGCACAAUUGAUGUAUCGGAACCCUGAAGAUUCUGCUACUUCCUGACCAGACAGACUGGCAGUAGCUCCAUGAUUCCAUUUGUACCCAGAGUCAAUAGAAAAAGCACACUUAUUUCCGACUAAAGAAUCGGGUGCAGGCGUCACAACAAACACUGGCUGUGGCACCAAGCUGACUUCCAUGCAAUUUCGUCCAUUUUGCUGCAACAUUCACACACAGUUGCUGUAAUCUUGCUGAAUCUGAUGCAAUUGUGAAAAGCACAGCGGAAUUACAUCAAGAUAAUCGCCCAUUGUGUCUGCCAUGAAUUCUGGGGGAACACAUUAUGGAAAAAAACAUGGCAAUUGUGCUUGAAAUUGCACUUACUGCACUUGUAGAUGCACAUGAGCCCUCUAAUCUGAUGUGCAUGUCACUAAUUAGAUCUGGUCUUUUUUCUCUUAGGCUAGUAGCAAAUGGGUUGUUCUGUUUCUCCAGAGGAGAAAAUUAGCUCCACUGCCUUCCGCACCUCAUACAUGUGUCUAUUAAACACACAGUGAAUAUCCAUAUAAAUGCUAAGAUAUGCAGUUUCGCAGAAUGCCUUAAAUUAAUUUAAAUCAAGAUUGCCUGUGUUUUCUUUUUUUGUGACCGUGUUAUGUUUUGAGAUGGAGAGGAGGCACUAAUGGAGCUAAAUCAGUAAAUCAUUGCAGCAAGUAUGCUAACCAAUGUAAAUUACGGCACACGUAGAGAAAAGGUCCAUGAUCUUUAAGUUAAAGAGUGAAGAUGCACCAUAUUCCAUAGCUGUCAGAGACAAUGCUGACAGAGAAGCAAUAGUACAUUUUGAUUGAUUUAAUAAAAAAACAAAUGUUUGAGUUUGAUCUUUGUUCACCAUUUGAGUUUUUUUGUGCUAAAAAGACUCAAAUUCAAAUUAUGGUUCAAAAACUCAAAUGUCUGGUAUUUAUUAAGGGAAAAAAACAUGAAAACUUAAUUUUACUUAAUGUAAAAAUUCUCCAUCUAAAAGCUUGCGAGCUAUAGAAGUUAACAGGAGAUAUUCUAGGCAAAGUCAAGCCAUAUUUUCAGUUUAAGAUAUUCAAGUUCAAGUUUGCAAAUUCAAAAAUUCAAGGUAUUUGAGUUUUUUUUUAUUAUUAAAUAACCACGCAUUUUGAUAUUCGAUUUAGAAAAACAAACUCGAAUUUACAAACUCGAAAAUUUAUAACUAAGCCAAUAUAUAUUGAGCUUUUUCAGCUUGCGGAUCUUCAGCUGUGAAUUAGUCAAAUUUAAAAGUGACAGAUUGUAAUACUUUAAUGAUUCUGCUGAAAAUCAGUUUAAAAAAUGUAAUCCUGUCAAUAAUAAUAAGAUAUAAGUGAAUGAUACCAUGAUAUAUAAAUUGCCACUUAAGUAAUGAUCAGAGGCAGAGAGUGUAUGAAUUGUGUUUUAGCUGUUUAUUAAAAUGUGAGAUAAGAGCUCACCACAGAAAAAGUCACCCAUUUUCUAUUCAUUACUAUGAGAUUUUUAAAAAUGUAUUUAUCAAUGGGUGAACGUUAGAGCUCACUAUUUGAUAAAUAUGUUAAUAAAAAUCUCAUAGGAAUGAAAAGAAGUGUGUAGUCUCCCAUUUUAAUGAAUCUACCCCUUAAUGUAAUUACACUUUAGUUUUACAAAGUGGCUUUUGUUUAGAGCUGUCUAAAGUGUAAAAUCUUGACAAAGUACUUUGUUUCUGUCAUACAGAGCAUUAAAUUGUGUCAUAAUGCAGAAAGGUGUUUCAGGAAUGAAACUGAGGUAGGUGCUGUUGAGUUACUGACACAAGUAGUUAGCAGAUAAAACUUGUGUGUCAAUGUUAAAAGUAAUCUACUAUAGACAAGUGCUCCAAGUACACAGUGCUUUAUGUACUGUACAGUCCAAAAUAAUCUCUUUACAAAACAUAUUCAUGCAAUUUUACUGUGAAUCUCCUGCUUAGUGUUUUCCCCUUUAUAUAUGGUGUAAUAUUUAUUAUGGAGAACAUUAUCACUGUCUUCUACAGUAACAAUAGCUUUCUUAAAUAUUCUACAGAUUUUUCAAACAAUGCUGUCAGUCUAUUACCUACUAAUAAUAAAGACCAGAUUCCAAAGUCA